AUGUUAACUCGGGUUUCUAAAAUCCGAGUUGGCACAUCUAUAGGAUGGAUCAUACGUAGAACACACGGACAUACACCCAAAUCGCGAGAAAUAGUAAUCCCAGACGACAAAGUUGUUCAAUAUUUAGCUGAAUCAGAAGGCGAAGAUUUUAUCCACAGUGAUAGCGACAUGGAAAAUCCUGCUUUUACUAUGAAAUGUGAUGAUCAUGAUGAGUCAGAUUCAUCUGACACAAUAGAAACUAUUCAAGUAACUCGCGGCCGUGCUCGUAACAGAAGUUCAAAAGCGAGAGGCAGAAGAAGACAGCUGUCGCUACAAAAUGUGUCACCUAUAUACAAUAUUACGCCUGCUGAAUGGAUAGACAAAAACUUUGUUGUAACAGAGAAUGCAAUGUCAGAACCCCCUUAUAUUCAAAAUUUCGAUGAUAACUUUGAUAAAUUUUUAUUUUUAGGACAAUACUUGGAUGACAGCUUUCUCGAACAAAUUAUAAAAUAUUCUAAUCAAACAUCAGUCACACUACACGGACAAUCGCUUAAUUUAGACCUUAAUGAGUUAUACGUUUAUAUCGGUAUUACAUUUGUGAUGGCAGCAUUAAAUUACCCUUGGCUCAGAAUGUAUUGGGAAACUAAGUGGAGAGUACCAAUAAUUGCAGAUAACAUGUCACGAAAUCGAUUUACAGCUUUGAGACGUUCUAUAAAAGUUGUCUUUGAUGAGGAUAUUACAGAAGAAACACGUAAAAAAGAUAAAUUAUGGAAAGUAAGACCCUUGAUAGAGCGGAUCCAACAGGGUUGCCGACUUCAAGGAAAAGAAAAGCGAUUGUCGAUAGGUGAAAUGAUUAUUCCAUUUAGGGGAUCUUGUGGGAUUAAACAGUACUGCCCGGGUAAGCUUAACCCUGUAGGAUUAAAAGCAUUUGUAUUAACUAACCCCAAUGGCCUCAUAUUAGAUUUUCAAAUUUAUCAAGGAAAUAUCACAUUUCCUAAAUUAUUAGAGGCUUCUGAAUUCAGUUUAAGCGAAAAAGCAGUGUUGUUUUUGUCUAAUUCACUAGUGCCAGGUCAUGUGUUAUAUUUUAACCAAUAUUUCACUACGGUUAAUCUGGCUAAAGAACUUCUAGUGAGAGGAAUAAUGUGUACUGGCACCAUCGUAAAAAAUAGAAUUCCAGCUAGUGCACGGGCUAUAUUGAUAAAAGACGAAGAACUCAUAAGACGUGGUAGUGGUAGCGUCCAUACUGUUGUCUGCGAAGAUGGCACAACUGCCAUAACAAAAUGGAACGACAAUAAACCUAUUACUUUGCUUUCCAAUAUUGAAGCUAAAGAGCCAAUGGAUGUAUGCCAACUGUGGUGCCAACGUACUAAACGAUAUAUAUCCGUUAAUAGACCGGCAGUUGUACGCAAUUAUACCACAACUAUGAGAGGUAUAAAUCUUGCAGAGCGCAUGUUAUCAGUUUGUCCAAAUAGAUAUCGUACAAAAAAAUGGACUCAACGUCUUUUUUCCCAUAUGCUUGAUUUAGCGGUGUCUAAUUCUUGGCUACAAUACAAAAGGAGAGAAAUAAAGAAAGGAGUAGCACUCAGUAAGAUUCAACAAUUGCGAUCUUUUAAAAUGGAACUAGGUGAGGGCCUUAUUGAAAUGCACACAACUGUAGGAGAAGUAGCCAGUGACUCUGCCGACUUAGAGCCCGAAAUCCCACUAAAACGUAAAAAAGAUUUAAAAUAUGAAUUGAUUCCUUCACAAAGAGGCAACCAGUUGUUAGUAUCAGAAGGUUUUGCUUAUACCCAAGUUAGACCAGACUAUUGGCGAUGUUCUAGCAAAAGCAAAAAUGUUAAAUGUAAUGCAAUGAUUCGCUUUAAAAAUGGAAGAAUAGUAAGAAGUAAUACAAAUCACUGUCACCCGCCACGAAAGAGGAAAGAAAACAGCGAGGCAUUGGAGAUUAAAUAUGAAAUAGGAAUUUCACAAAGAGGACGAAGAUUGCUUCUUAUCGAUGGAUAUGCCUUCUCCCAAAUCAGAAAAUGCUACUGGAUUUGUUCCAAUUUCAUUAAUUUCGAGUUCGUUAAAUCAGAAAAAGGUGGAGAUUUAUUAAUCAGCAAUGGUUUUACUUUCUCUCGAUGCAAUCCCUCAUAUCAUCCACAAUUUAUAAACAUACAAGGCAGCAAACAGUUGCUAAUGGUACAAGGAUUCACGUUUGCUAAAAUAACUGCGAGGCACUGGUAUUGUUCGAAAAAGGCGAAAGGUUGUAAAGCUCGAGUUUUUUUGAACUCUGAUGGAACAGUUGUGGACUUUUGCGAUAACACCCAUAACCAUGAUCCACCAGUCUACAAAAAGUGCUCUACCGGACAAUACGUUAAAUUAAGCGGU
Messenger RNA from Brenthis ino (lesser marbled fritillary), 2346 nucleotides. The record is from the annotation of a GenBank genome assembly. Lineage: Eukaryota; Metazoa; Arthropoda; Insecta; Lepidoptera; Nymphalidae.